Messenger RNA from Haliotis rufescens (red abalone), 656 nucleotides. RefSeq lists its product as uncharacterized. NCBI's taxonomy places the organism in Eukaryota, Metazoa, Mollusca, Gastropoda, Lepetellida, Haliotidae. The transcript has 6 exons. Bases 103 to 564 code for a protein of 153 amino acids. The record is from RefSeq and is a predicted model, not a curated record.
UUCUUAUCAAUCGGCCUAUCCGAGGAGAAUGUCUAUAUAAAUACUCGUGGCUGAAGUAUCACUCCUUGCAGAAAACCAUCUGGCCAAGCGUGAUCUUGCACAAUGAACUGUCUGACUGUUAUCUGUUUGUUCGUGGGAGCCAGUUUGUCCUCGGCUCAAACUAUCGACUUGAGGCCCUAUGACAUCACUGCCCAGAAUCUCUUCACUGUCAAUGACGUUGAUAAGGACCAGGAAAUGUCCCAUUCUGAACUGGUCCUGUCCUUCAAUGGCUACGAUGCUAACUUUGACGGUGUAGUAUCACGUGAGGAAUAUACUACGUAUACCACUCACCAGAAUCCCGCCAUGUUUGUUCUCACGCAUGCGCUGUACGACAUCUACGACAGUGACAAGAACGGAGUUCUGACAGAGUAUGAUUACGAGCAGCUGUACAAGUUGUGGGAUGGAAACGAAAAUGGAAUUGUGAGCGAGUUGGAGUUUGUUCACUGGUGGACAGUUACACUGACGUCACUUGAUCACCUUCAUCACCCUGACGCCACUUUCGCUCCAUCCCCGGCCACCAAGUAGGUCCACCAAGUGACCAGAGCUGGCAACACGCAGUGUUGUCGUGAUGGAAGGACAAUCGUUGUAAUAAAAACAAUUAAACACAUAAAAUAGAA